CGUCCCGACGCGCGCUCGGCCCCCGGCUGCCCGCCCCCCGGCGGCCCCCGCCCCCCUCGGGAGCCGCAGGGAAUCAGGUCCCGGAGGAAGAGGGUCCGCAGAAGGCUCGGAGCGCUCGGGACGGACACUCCCCGGCGGCGGCGGCGGCGGCGGCGGCUCGGAGCGGGCUCCGGGACUGGAGCGCAGCGGCCAGGGGACGCCGAGCUGCGAGGAUUACCCGCGGACGUGGUGGUCUCCCCGGCCGGAGCCGGACAGGGGCUCUCGGGGCGGAGGACCGGAGUGCGACACGACAGAUCCGCGCGGCUGGGUCCGUGGCCCGCGAGCCGCGCGGGGACCGGGCGAGCAGGCCGCGUCGCGCUCACCAUGGGCAGCUGCCGGGACGCCGGGGUCCUGCUGUGCGCGCUGCUCGGCGGUCUGCUGCUUACAGGAUCUAGUUCAGGUUCGAAAUUAAAAGGUCCUGAACUGAGUUUAAAAGGCUCCCAGCACAUCAUGCAAGCAGGCCAGACACUGUAUCUCAAAUGUAGAGGGGAAGCAGCCCAUUCAUGGUCUUUGCCUGAAACAGUGAGAAAGGAAAGCAAAAGGCUGAGCAUAACUAAAUCUGCCUGUGGAAGGAAUGAUAAACAGUUCUGCAGUACUUUGACCUUGAACAUGGCUCAAGCAAACCACACUGGCUUCUAUAGCUGCAAAUAUCUAUCCACACCCACUUCAAAGAAGAAGAAAACAGAAUCUACAAUCUAUAUAUUUAUUAAUGAUACAGAUAGACCUUUCUUAGAGAUGCACAGUGAAAUACCUGAAAUUAUAUAUAUGACUGAAGGAAGGGAGGUCGUCAUCCCCUGCCGGGUCACGUCACCUAACGUCACUGUUACUUUAAAAAAGUUUCCACAUGAUACUCUGAUCCCUGAUGGAAAACGAAUAACCUGGGACAGCAGGAAGGGUUUCAUAAUAGCAAACGCCACAUACAGAGAAAUAGGGCUUCUGGUGUGUGAAACAACAGUCAACGGACAUCUGUACAAGACAAACUAUCUUACCUAUCGACAAACCAAUACAAUCAUAGAUGCCCAAAUAAGCACUCCAAGCCCAGUCAAGUUGCUACGAGGUCGCAUUCUUACUCUCAACUGUACAACUACCACUGCCUUGAACACGAGAGUUCAAAUGACCUGGAGUUAUCCCGGUGAAGCAAAGAAGAGAGCUUCUAUAAGGCAACGAAUUGGCCGACGCAGUUCCGACGCUAAUGUGUUCUACAGUGUUCUUAUGAUAUACAAUGUGCAGAACAGAGACAAAGGACUUUAUACUUGUCAUGUGAAGAGUGGCCCGUCAUUCAAAUCCGUUAACACCUCAGUGCACGUAUAUGAUAAAGCGUUCAUCACUGUGAAACAUCGAAAACAGCAAGUGUUGGAAACUGUUGCUGGCAAGCGGUCUUACAGGCUGUCUGUGAAAGUGAAGGCAUUUCCCUCGCCAGAAGUCCUGUGGUUAAAAGAUGGGUUCCCUGUGACCGAGAAAUCGGCUCGCUAUUUGGUUCUUGGCUACUCAUUAAUCAUCAAAGAUGUUGCUGCGGAAGAUGCAGGGGAUUACACAAUCUUGCUGGCCAUAAAGCAGUCAAAUGUGUUUAAAAACCUUACCACCACCUUAAUUGUAAAUGUGAAACCCCAGAUUUAUGAAAAGGCCGUGUCGUCCUUUCCAGACCCGACCCUCUACCCCCUGGGCAGCAGACAGACCCUGACUUGUACCAUUUAUGGUGUCCCUCAACCUACAGUCAGGUGGUUCUGGCGUCCCUGUCACCAUAAUCAUUCCAAAGCAAGAUAUGACUUCUGCUCCAAUAAUGAUGAGCCCCUGAUCCUGGAUCCUGACAGCAACGUAGGAAACAGGAUUGAGAGCAUCACUCAGCGCACGGCAAUAAUACAAGGAAAGAAUAAGACGGCUAGUACCUUGGUUGUGGCGGACGCUAGGAUUUCUGGAAUCUACAGUUGCGUGGCUUCUAAUAAAGUAGGGACUGUGGAAAGAAACAUAAACUUUUAUAUCACAGACGUGCCCAACGGAUUUCACGUUAACUUGGAAAAAAUGCCGACGGAAGGAGAGGACCUGAAACUGUCUUGCACAGUUAACAAGUUCUUAUACAGAGACAUUACUUGGCUUUUGCUGCGGACAGUUAAAAACCGCACAAUGCAUCACAGUAUCAGCAAGCAAAAAAUGGCCAUCACUAAAGAAUACUCUGUUACUCUCGAUCUCACCGUCAAGAAUGCUUCCCUGGAAGAUUCAGGCACGUAUGCCUGCAGAGCCAGGAACAUAUACACAGGGGAAGAAAUCCUCCAGAAGAAAGAAGUUACAAUUAGAGAUCAGGAAGCACCACGCCUCCUGACAAGCCUCAGUGACCGCACAGUGGCCAUCAGCAGCUCCAGCACGUUCCGCUGUCAUGUUACUGGUGUCCCAGAGCCUCAGAUAACCUGGUUUAAAAACAACCACCAAAUACAGCAGGAACCCGGAAUUAUCUUAGGACCGGGAAGCAGCACGCUGUUUCUUGAAAGAGUCACAGAAGACGACGAAGGUGCCUAUCACUGCAGAGCCACCAACCAGAAGGGGUCCGUGGAAAGCUCGGCAUACCUCACUGUUCAAGGAACCUCGGACAAGUCCAACCUGGAGCUAAUCACUCUGACGUGCACCUGUGUGGCCGCAACCCUCUUCUGGCUCCUGUUAACGCUCUUUAUCCGCAAACUGAAAAGGUCUUCCUCGGAAAUAAAGACUGACUACCUAUCGAUCAUAAUGGACCCAGACGAAGUCCCCCUGGACGAGCAGUGCGAGCGGCUCCCUUAUGAUGCCAGCAAGUGGGAGUUUGCCCGGGAGAGACUCAAACUGGGCAAGUCACUCGGAAGAGGGGCUUUUGGAAAAGUGGUUCAAGCGUCCGCAUUUGGCAUUAAGAAAUCCCCCACGUGCCGGACUGUGGCUGUAAAGAUGCUGAAAGAGGGGGCCACGGCCAGCGAGUACAAAGCUCUGAUGACUGAGCUCAAGAUCUUGACCCACAUUGGCCACCAUCUGAAUGUGGUCAACCUGCUGGGAGCCUGUACCAAGCAAGGAGGGCCUCUGAUGGUGAUCGUUGAAUAUUGCAAAUACGGAAAUCUGUCCAACUACCUCAAGAGCAAACGAGACUUAUUCUUUCUCAACAAGGAUGCCGCAUUACACAUGGAGCCCAAGAAAGAAAAAAUGGAGCCAGACCCGGAGCAAGACAAGAAACCAAGACUCGAUAGUGUCACCAGCAGUGAGAGCUUCGCAAGCUCUGGGUUUCAGGAAGAUAAAAGUCUGAGUGAUGUUGAGGAAGAGGAGGAUUCCGAUGAUUUCUACAAGCAGCCCAUCACUAUGGAAGAUCUGAUUUCUUACAGUUUUCAAGUGGCCAGAGGCAUGGAGUUCUUGUCUUCCAGAAAGUGCAUUCAUCGGGACCUGGCGGCAAGAAAUAUUCUCUUAUCUGAGAACAACGUGGUGAAGAUUUGCGAUUUUGGCCUUGCCCAGGAUAUUUAUAAGAACCCCGAUUAUGUCAGAAAAGGAGACACUCGACUUCCUCUGAAAUGGAUGGCUCCCGAAUCUAUCUUCGACAAAAUCUACAGCACCAAGAGUGACGUGUGGUCUUACGGAGUGCUGCUGUGGGAAAUCUUCUCCUUAGGUGGGUCCCCGUACCCGGGCGUACAAAUGGACGAGGACUUCUGCAGCCGUCUGAAGGAAGGCAUAAGGAUGAGGGCCCCCGAAUACGCGACUCCUGAAAUCUAUCAGAUCAUGUUGGACUGCUGGCACAAAGACCCAAAAGAAAGGCCAAGAUUUGCAGAACUUGUGGAAAAACUAGGCGAUUUGCUCCAGGCGAAUGUACAACAGGAUGGUAAGGACUAUAUCCCGCUAAAUGCCAUACUGACAGGAAAUAGCGGGUUUUCAUACUCGUCCCGUGCCUUCUCUGACGACUUCUUCAAGGAAGAUAUUUCAGCUCCACAGUUUAAUUCAGGAAGUUCUGAUAAUGUCAGAUAUGUAAAUGCUUUCAAUUUCUUGAGCUUGGAGAGAAUCAAAACCUUUGAAGAACUUUCGCCAAACGCCACCUCGAUCUUUGAUGAUUACCAGAUGGACAGUGGCUCUCUGCUGGCCUCCCCCUUGCUGAAGCGCUUCACCUGGGCUGAGAGCAAACCCAAGGCCUCACUGAAGAUUGACUUGAGAGUGACCAGUAAAAGUAAGGAGUCGGGCCUUUCUGACCUCACGCGGCCUACUGUCUGCCAUCCCAGGUGUGGCUACACCAGCAAAGGCAGGCGCAGGUUCACAUACGACAACUCCGAGCUGGAGAAGAAGAUUUCGUCCUGUUCUCCUCCCCCAGACUACAACUCGGUGGUCCUAUAUUCCACCCCGCCUGUCUAAAAGUUCGACACGUAGCCUUAUUUCUAGAACCACACGAGUAUUUAUACCCCCUGAAAACUAGCUUUUGCCAGUAGGACACAUACAUACAUGUACACCUUUACCUUUCCACAGGAGCAAGCUGCCUUUUGUGAUUUUUUUUAAUAAGUGCUUCUUUUUCUUUUUGACUAACAAGAAUGUAACCCCAGAUAGAGUAAUAGUGAUAAGUAAAGAACACCACUGGUAAAGCCUCACGUUAAUUCAGUGUGUUAGAGAGACCCUUACUUCCAAGCCCAAUGACUUACCUGCUCCUGCCCCCGAGACCGCAGGGCGUUCAGUGAUUCAGGAGAUGCACCGAUCAUGCGAGGCAGCAUGGACUCCACGGGGCCAGCCACCAGCACCCUGGAACCGGGAGGCAAGGAGCCGUAAGCCGGCCCGCGCGGGGUCUCUGGGGUCCUCUAGCAGAUGCAACUUCCGGGGAAGGAGGAGGAGAAGGGAGAAAGGAAGAAGCGAGCAAGGAGGACAAAAGCACUGGAGAGAAUUUGCGCCGUCCUGUAUGGGGAGGGAGUAGGUGAGGGCUGUCCCCCAUGACACUGCAAUGGCUUCCGGACCCGGACCAAACCCGGUCCACACUGAGAACCCACCUUGGGGAGCAGACAGGACAGAGACACGAGGGGACACUUUCGGGAUUCCAGCAGGCAAGUAAAGGACGAGCAAUAUUUUUUUUGGCAACUACAAAUUAUAAUAAAACGUUAGCUAUGGGACUGGAUCUAUGCCCGUUCCCACAUAUGGCACAUUUUAAAAUUUCUAGCACGGAGCGUGGUGCUCAGAUCUGAGCCCGGACUGCAGGCCCCUCUAGCAAUAUACACUGAAAACUCACCCUGAGCUCGGCUGGCUCCACGGGCACCAUGGCCUUGCACUUAGAUUGCUCAGAGUAAGCUCACUGGAACGGGUUUGGUCUGUUAGGGUUACCUGGGGGGCUUUAAGCCACAUUUAAAAAAAUGGUGUCAGAUUCUAUUUUGAGUAUUAAUAUAUAAUCAAGACACUUUUUUUUUUUUUUUUUACACUAACCUGUUUUGUCCAGUUAGUUAUAAACGGAAGCUGAGGAGGAUGAAAACAAAGAGUCCUGCGGAGGGUUACCUCUGUACCAAAACCAGGAUAGGUGGAGCGAAAGCGGGAUGAGCACAGUAAAAACCCCAUCUCUUUACCACCCAAACCAACUCGCGGGAACAGUUGGGGCCCAAAGGAGAGGAAGCCAAUCAUGUUUCCUUUUUCAUGGGGAUUCUACAAUCUCAUGCUGGUCUACUGGAAAGAUGUGGAAGAGUAUUAACCAAUGUUUAUUAAGCACUUUAUGCUCCUGGAGAAAAAAGGUGAUAUGUAAUUUAUGCAAGAUACUUUUAGAAUUGGGACUCAGGAUAUUAGUUAUUGAGCCAUCAGUAGGAGAAAAGCCUCUCUUCAUCUGCUUUGGCCCUUGCCUUGGGUCUGAGAAUGAUGGAAAUAGGGAGACAGGGUACAAAAGGGUGCCUACUCUUCAGGGUUUAAAGACCCUGGAACUCUCAGCAGGCUCUGAUGCUGUGUAUUUAGGACGUAUGUACCUUCUAAAGCCAGUCAAAGCUGGACAGGUUAACAGUGAAUUGCUGCUUCUGGUAGAGACGAGUGUGCUUCCCUUUAGGCAAGUAACUUAACUCUAGAACCUGAAAUAUAAUAGGAGAAUCUUUACUUCCUUCCCUGUGUGUCACAUUCCUGUGUCAAGGUUCUUAGUCUAAAGAGACGGGACAGUCAGCACAGCCCAAAAGGAAGGAAGCAGGUGCUCCAGUGGGGGUCCUGCUGGAGAAGCGUCUGGCCAGCAGAGAAGUGAGGCAGGCCUCUCCACCAGGACCCCAGUCCGGACAAAAUCAGGCCAGGGCCAGAAGAGGGGAAGAGCUUUGUUCUUCCUCGUCUUCAUGUGCACAAAAAGCACCUGUGACAGUCGGUGAUAGUAUCAAUCAGGUAACCAGAAGGAGGUUCAACAGGGAAAAGAAAAGAAGACCUCAAUCAGCUUUGCCGAUUUUUCAUAUCCGAUAAGGAUCCAGCAAUGACUGAAAACAAAAACCUUAACUAUACGUACGGUAUCUUAAUUUUGAUAACCUAAUUAAUUCUUAAUUGUUCAAAGACCCUAGUAAUAUCAUCUUUCCAAAA
Prionailurus viverrinus (fishing cat) is the source of this 6534-nucleotide messenger RNA. RefSeq names its product fms related receptor tyrosine kinase 1 (gene FLT1). Gene Ontology annotation, cellular component: signaling receptor complex; plasma membrane. The transcript is spliced from 31 exons. The record is from RefSeq and is a predicted model, not a curated record. Gene Ontology annotation, molecular function: ATP binding; vascular endothelial growth factor receptor activity. Gene Ontology annotation, biological process: multicellular organism development; cell migration; vascular endothelial growth factor receptor signaling pathway. Lineage: Eukaryota; Metazoa; Chordata; Mammalia; Carnivora; Felidae. The coding region runs from base 364 to 4380 and encodes 1338 amino acids.